Messenger RNA from Pectinophora gossypiella (pink bollworm), 4059 nucleotides. Its product is annotated as serine/threonine-protein kinase GA29083. Gene Ontology annotation, biological process: intracellular signal transduction; protein phosphorylation. The transcript is spliced from 14 exons. The coding region runs from base 197 to 2074 and encodes 625 amino acids. The record is from RefSeq and is a predicted model, not a curated record. Gene Ontology annotation, molecular function: protein kinase activity; ATP binding. Lineage: Eukaryota; Metazoa; Arthropoda; Insecta; Lepidoptera; Gelechiidae.
ACUUUUAUUCACUCAUUCAUUCGCUCUGGAUUUUUGUUCCGUAGAGUAGAUGGUGUGAUUCAUGAUAGGAGAAAUUAAAUAUUUUGUCCCAAUUUCCGUUUGAUCCAGCAAGAAAUGGGACUAGAUUUGAAGUGAUGAAUCCUAGAUAAAUAAAGUUAAUCAUCGUCAUAGCCCGUGAAACUGACGGAAAAUUAGGAUGGAGAACAAUAUAAGCCGCAGUGGGAGUCGGUCGAGCUCCGUCUGCGAGCUAGAAAAAGAUUUCAACGAAAUGGAAAUCUUGAAAACUAGGACGAACCGUCGCACCGUGAUGCUCCGAACACCACCUGCGCGGAAAGCAAAACGAAUUAGAUUUUUUCGAAACGGUGAUAAAUUUUACUCUGGGGUAAUAAUCCCAGUCUUGCCAGAGCGAUACAGGUCCUUUGAUAGUUUAACUGCAGAUUUGACAAGGGUCCUAGUUGAUAAUGUCACAUUGCCCAGUGGAGUGAGGACUAUUUAUUCACUAGAAGGUAGAAAAAUAGGAAAAUUGGACGACUUAGAAGAUGGGCAGUCAUAUGUAUGCAGUGGGUUUGGGGAGCCGUUCAAGCGGCUGGACUACGAGGCGAGCGCUGUGACGCCGCAGUCCUUCCGGCUGAGUGGUCCGGAGUCCCUUGACAGCGCCAGCCCAUCCCCUGCGAGGGCUAACAAUAACAGGCUGUCCCGGUAUUUGCAGGCAAAUGGUAGUAGCGCUACUGGCAACGGGACAGCGCGAGUGAGCCCCGCCGGCGAAAACGUGGUGCGACCGCGAAUAGUUACAGUUAUUAGGAAUGGAGUCAAACCUCGGAAGGUAUGUCGACUGCUGCUUAACAAACGCAACAGCCCGACACUCGAGCACGCGCUGGCCGCGAUCACCGACUGCAUCAAGCUGGACACGGGCUGUGUCAGAAAGGUCUUCACUCAGUCCGGGUCCGCCGUAACCGCGCUACACCAGUUCUUUGAGGACGAAGAUGUCUUCUUCGCGUAUGGGAACGAAAGGGUCAAUCAGGAAGACUUUGAAUUAGAAUUUGAAGAGAGCAAGGCUGUAUUACAAUGUAGGAAAACGCCAAUUACUAGAAAUUCAAGAACGGGUCCGAAGCCCCGGAUGCCAGUGAAGGCGGGCGGCGGGGCUGCGCGUGCCUCCGCCGAGCCCAGUGGCGGCGCCGCCGGGGACAACGCGGAGGCCGACGCCGCGCCGCUACUGCCGCAGCCGCUCCGGCUCAAGUAUAACGUGGGCAAAAUUAUAGGUGAUGGUAAUUUCGCCGUAGUCCGGUUAUGUAAAGAUAAGACGAGCGGCAAAGACUACGCGCUUAAAAUCAUAGACAAAGCAAAAUGCAAGGGCAUGGUGCAUUAUGUUGAAGCAGAGGUACGUGUUAUGAGAAAGCUCUGUCACCCCCGCAUCGUGUCUCUCAUCGAGGAGCAGGAUAGUCCUGAAUGGUUGUUCCUAGUCAUGGAACUUGUCAGCGGUGGCGAUUUGUUCGAUAGUAUCGCGGCCGCUUCCAAAUUCUCUGAGCCACAAGCGCGUUUGCUAAUCGGCCACUUAACAUCAGCUAUCGCAUACCUACACUCGCUUUCUAUCGUGCAUCGUGACAUCAAACCAGAAAACUUAUUGGUGGAGGUGGGCCCCGACGGCAGUAUCCGCGGGCUGAAGCUGGCUGACUUCGGCCUCGCGGUGGAAGUGUGGCGGCCGCUACACGCCGUCUGCGGCACUCCCACCUACGUCGCGCCGGAGAUCCUGCUCGAAACUGGAUAUGGGCUUAAGAUCGACGUGUGGGCAGCGGGGGUGAUCCUAUACAUCCUGCUAUGUGGGUUCCCGCCGUUUUCCUCCCCGGACGGCGACCAGGAAAAGUUGUUUGAUGCGAUCCUGUCUGCGCGGCUGGAGUUCCCCGCGCCGCACUGGGAACGAGUGUCUGCUGGUGCUAUAGACUUGGUGGCCAACAUGCUGCGCCCUCAGCCCGAGCUACGGUUUGCUGCCGAAGACGUGCUUGACCACGCCUGGAUGGCGGAGGAUUAUGACGAGAGUAGUGACUUCCGCACGUGGUACGACGAGGACUCGUCAUAGCUGAGCGAGCCCCGCAGCACGGCCGGCGCUGCGCCCACGUGACACCGAGCCUCGCCCGGGCCCCGCCCACGCCGCGCACGCUGCCACCACGGUGCUCAUUCUGUCCACUCAUCGUCAUCAUCCAUACGAUGACUGAUGAACACAGAAACUGAUGGACUGAUUCAAACCCCGAUGUAAAACAGUUCCGAGUUGAAUCUCUGUGCCUACAUCACGGAAUGGCUGUUCAAAGUGAGCGUUUCCCGACGAGUGACCCGCGUACCACACGUAACCCGCGUAGCGUUAGAAUGGUGGUGUAAGCGCCGCGCCGUAGUAUCGCCUGGAGUUAAGAAAACGCUUGCAGCCUUAGACGAGUGCUAACCACAGCAGCGUAUGCCUUUCAAAUAUGUUGACACCAAUACCAAAGUUUUAUUAUCUUAAUUUAUUAUUUUUAUCCGAUAAACGAAGAUGCUGCGUUCGUGUCAUGAAAUAUUUUAUAUCUACAGUUAUUUAUUAGGAUAGCCGCGCAUGCAGCAUCAUUGUUUCAUAUUUUAUUUUAAACGUCAUAAGUACGCCCGUCUCGGUGAACAAUGCUGGGGAUCGUUCGUCGAAGUUAUAUUUUCUGCUUCCUUUGGUGCAACUUCUCCAAUAAGUACAUUACAUUGCGGGCACAUUAUAACACCAAUUUCAUCGACCAUGAACGAUCUCUAAUGGUUCUCUUGUGUUAUUUUGUUAUCCAAUCAAUAAUAGAUUGAAGUAGGAUUAAAAUUUUAUAGGUAAUAUUUAUAAAAAGAUUUAUUUUGUGAUAUAACACUGUAAUAUAUGAGUAAUAUAAUAAUAUUUAAUUAUUUGAAUGAAUGAAUUCAUAUUUACGAGUAUAGAUAGAGCACCGCGCUUGUAUAAUUACCGCUUUUAGGCUCCGUUUGCGCCCUUGCUUCUAUUUUAAAAAGCGGUUAUAGAACUAGUUUUAAUAUCAUAUCACAUUUUAUUAUUCGUAAUGAAAUUAUGACUUUAAAAUAAUCAGCAUCUUCCUAUCGGCGAAGGGGAACCUUGAAGCGACUUAAACAUUAAUUCAUUAUUUCAUAACUUAUUAGGUGCCAAAAUUUCACCUGUAAUGAUUGGAUCGGUCGGAUUGUAUUCACGUAUGCAGCAAUCGUAUGUUCCUCGAAUAAUGUCUUAUUGCUAUUGUUGAUGAAUUUCGUUUAGUUUUAUAAAUAUAUAGUUUUAUGUCACCAUGAUAUAAUAUACCAAUCGCAGUGAAAUUGUCCCAAAAAAAUAAAACAAAUCAUAUGUUUUCUUUCUGAUGUCUUUUGCAUGUUGUUUGUAUGCGAUAGCUUGUAUUGAUGAUGAUUAGUUAUUAUUUAAAUUGUUUCCGAAGUAACCAAUGUUAAGUUGUCCAUGUGUGCUGAAAUCGGACAAUAACCAUUUAAAUGGCAAAUAUGUAGUGAAGAUCGUGCUACAGAUUAAUCUUUGAUAUAUACUGACUGAAUAUUAGGUAUAAGCAAUAAUUUUUAAAAACAAGAAUUUCUGAGCCCUAUUUUCACUACUUAUUUGUAAAGAAACAAUUACAGUCCCUCCAUAACAUUGUAUUGCAUUUUUGGGGCAAGUUUUAGACCACAGCAAAUCGUUACAUUCCGAUUCUGUAUUUCUGUAUUACAGUAUAUUUUAUAAUGAAACUUGAACUUAAUCAAUGAAGUUUAUUGACAAAUAAUAAGUACAUAAAAUAGAAUAAAUAAAUGAAUUAAUAAAUUGUGAACAAGAGAAAUGAUAGCUGUACAUUUAUUAUUUUUAUUAGAUGAGCCUACUGUCUUGAAAAUAUGCAAUAUUGGUCUAGAUUUUUUUUUGUUAUGAUUAAAUGUGGCAAGGAAUUAAGUUUCCAAUGACAGACUAUCAUUUCUAGUUUACCUUUGAAGUAAGAUUGUAAAAACUGUGUUAUACGUUUUUAUUUGUAACAUCAAAAUAUGUAUCAAAGCGGCACUGUUUCUACAAUAAUGGAUAUUUUGGAGAAA